GAUAAAUCACUAAUAUCCAAAAAAACGACUUCCGAUAUUACAGAAACCAACCAAACUCCAUCUUCGGUUAAACUGGAACUCAAGUUUUGAUUUUUUUUAGAUGGGUCGUGCUCGAACUCGUUCCGGUUACAUCUCCACCGCUUUAGGAUCCUUCCGGUCUCUGUUUCCUCGCAACCUCCGUACUAACAACAUGAAGAUAAAAACAGGAAAGUUUUUAGGAGUUUCGGUUUCACUGAUUCUGAUAAACCUAGCUGCGAUCAUGGAGCGAGCAGACGAGAAUCUACUGCCUUCGGUUUACAAAGAAGUGAGCGAAGCGUUUAACGCAGGACCGUCAGAUUUAGGAUACUUAACAUUCGUUAGGAACUUUGUUCAAGGACUCGCUUCGCCGUUAGCAGGAGUUCUCGUCAUUACCUAUGAUCGUCCCAUUGUUCUUGCGAUAGGUACUCUCUGUUGGGCUUUGUCUACUGCUGCCGUUGGAGCUAGCAACUACUUCAUUCAGGUUGCUUUAUGGAGAGCAGUGAAUGGGUUUGGAUUAGCUAUUGUGAUACCGGCGCUUCAGUCGUUUAUAGCAGAUAGCUAUAAGGAUGGUACUAGAGGAGCUGGUUUUGGUUUGUUGAAUCUCAUUGGUACUAUUGGUGGUAUUGGAGGAGGUGUUGUAGCUACUGUUAUGGCCGGUUCUGAGUUCUGGGGUGUACCGGGAUGGCGUUGCGCUUUCAUCAUGAUGGCAACUCUUAGUGCUGUGAUUGGGUUACUAGUUUUUCUCUUUGUGGUUGACCCCAGGAAGCACAUUGAACGAGAGGAGCUAGUGGUUCAUAAGAUAUCGGUUUGGAAUGACUCAUGGGCAGCUACAAAGUCGGUGGUGAAAGUAAGGACGUUUCAGAUCAUUGUCUUGCAAGGAAUCGUUGGUUCGUUACCUUGGACUGCAAUGGUUUUCUUCACAAUGUGGUUUGAGCUUAUCGGUUUUGAUCAUAACCAGACAGCAGCUUUGCUUGGAGUGUUUGCGACCGGAUGCGCUAUAGGAACCUUAAUGGGAGGCAUCAUUGCUGAUAAGAUGUCAAGGAUUUUUCCGAACUCCGGUAGAGUGAUGUGUGCGCAGUUCAGUGCCUUCAUGGGGAUCCCAUUCUCAGUUAUCCUUCUGAAAGCAAUCCCACAGAGCAGAGAAAGCUACUUGACCUUCUCCAUCACUCUCUUCUUGAUGGGUCUCACCAUAAGCUGGUGCGGUUCAGCGGUUAACGCGCCCAUGUUUGCCGAAGUCGUCCCUCCCAAGCACAGGACGAUGAUCUACGCGUUCGACAGGGCUUUCGAAGGCUCUUUCUCCUCGUUCGCUGCGCCUUUGGUUGGGAUCUUGUCUGAGAAGAUGUUCGGGUAUGAUUCCAAAGGUAUUGAUCCUUUGAAAGGCUCCUCCGUGCGUGAAGCUGAGGCUCUCUCCAAGGGGCUGUUGUCGAUGAUGGCUGUCCCCUUUGGCCUCUGCUGUCUCUCUUACACGCCUUUGCAUUUCGUUUUCAAGAAAGAUCGAGAGAACGCGAAAACAGCGAGUUCUAAAGACGUUGAAAUGAUCUGAGUUUUGCUUAUGUUUUUUGAUUCUUUCAAAUACCACAGCAUAAAAGCAUUGAAACCGAGACCGAAUCAAACUGAACAGAAUGUUAUACAACUCAUUCGAAUGUAAUUUUACAGAAGCAGGCAAACAAGGGUCCUUUGAGAAUAAGAGAUACAAUG
Messenger RNA from Brassica oleracea var. oleracea, 1716 nucleotides. RefSeq lists its product as uncharacterized. NCBI's taxonomy places the organism in Eukaryota, Viridiplantae, Streptophyta, Magnoliopsida, Brassicales, Brassicaceae. Gene Ontology annotation, molecular function: transmembrane transporter activity. The coding region runs from base 101 to 1561 and encodes 486 amino acids. Gene Ontology annotation, biological process: transmembrane transport. The transcript has 5 exons. The record is from RefSeq and is a predicted model, not a curated record. Gene Ontology annotation, cellular component: membrane.